GGCAGGAAGCUCCGGCAGGUAGCUGGCGCUGCCGGGUGAUGGCUGCAUCCCUUGAAGGAUCUUCGCCUCCACCGGACUCCUGGCGACAAUCCUGGGGUCAUUCUUUGCAAUAGCUGCUCUUGCAAUCUUAACUCGGGGAAAUGCAACCGAGCGACCUGCACCUUGGGGGGAAAUGCAUUCAAAAUAAAACAUUGCAGAUCCACAUGGUGCCUGCAGGUCGGAAAGGAACGCUACAGCAAUAUAAAAUUUAGAGCUCCUCGAGUACCUAGACAGAGAUCCGCAGUUUCACAGGCAAGGACAAGCUUAUUGAAUAGUAGCAGAGGCGAGAGAGGGAGAGCCCGUGCUAAGAGCGGGGCUGAAACGGAAACCCGAGGUUUCACACUGCUGUGUGUAACUGCGAGCUUACUGUCUGAACCUCACUUCCUCUCUCUUUCCCUCUUUACGAGGGGACAUUGCCAUUUCUCUCGUUGUGGAUGCGGGGUCCUGACUCGGGAGUUGCUAACCAAAGCUGGACUGUUUGCGACUUCUCACCCUCAUGUGGAGAUUCGGACAUGGAUUUUAUUGGCUGUGAAAUCAUUUGGAAUCAUCGGGUUGAAAGUGGAGACUCUCACGCGAACAUCUUAAAGGAUUUUAUUUUUGGUCUUUGAGUGUCUUUGGGGUAGGACCCCUGGCUUCUCUUUUUGUCCCCUUUAUACUGUUAUAUUUUUCUUGAUUAAUUUGGACUGUUGCCCCUUGGUCAAUCCUGGAUAGUGUGAAGUUCAACGUGUUGAAGCACUUUCCUGGGUCCAGGAUGGGGAAUGCAGCCGGGAGUAUGGAAGUUUCCCCGGGGAAGGAGAUCAAGACUCAGCAGGCGACCGUCCCCAAGCAGCCGGUGCCGAUUAACGAGGGGGAGCUGGAGGAGAGGUUCUCUCAAGUGUUGAAUUGCAUGAACCUACCUCCAGACAAGGUGAAACUGCUGAAUCAAUAUGACAAUGAGAAGAAGUGGGAACUUAUCUGUGAUCAGGAACGCUUCCAGGCAAAGAAUCCUCCUCAUGCUUACAUCCAGAAACUAAGGAGUUUCCUGGACCAGGGUGGAGUCAGAAAGUUCAAGAGACGAGUGCAGGAGUCAACCCAGGUCCUACGAGAGCUUGAGAUUUCAUUGAGAACUAAUCACAUUGGUUGGGUACAGGAGUUCUUAAAUGAGGAGAACAAAGGGCUGGAUGUGUUGGUGGAGUACUUGUCCUUUGCACAAUGUGCUGUCACAUCUUUUAAAGAAACUGCAUGGAAUUUUGUGAGGAGUUUGAGUUAUGUGGAAAGGCAUGACAUGGAGAGUACGGAUAAUGGAGGAAUUGCUUCCGAGAAAAGUAAGCCCUUGGAUAGAUCUGUAGAAGAUCUCAGUAGAGGCAACUCACCGACGCAUGGGUCUUCCAGAGCCAGUGGGCGUCAUCUUACUGUCAGGCACAACAUGCACAGCAGGAAAGCACUGCGGAACUCCCGGAUCGUCAGCCAGAAGGACGACGUCCACGUCUGCAUCAUGUGCCUUCGUGCCAUCAUGAACUACCAGUCUGGUUUCACCCUGGUGAUGGAACAUGAGCAAUGUGUGAACGAAAUCACCCUCAGUUUGAACAAUAAGAAUGCAAGGACGAAGGCGCUGGUGUUGGAGUUGUUGGCUGCAGUGUGCUUGGUGCGAGGGGGACAUGACAUCAUCCUUGCAGCCUUUGAGAACUUCAAAGAGGUCUGUAAGGAGAAGGUGCGCUUUGAAAGGCUCAUGGAAUAUUUCCGGAAUGAGGACAGCAACAUUGACUUCAUGGUCGCCUGUAUGCAGUUCAUUAACAUCGUCGUGCAUUCUGUCGAGGACAUGAACUUCCGGGUCCAUCUGCAGUUUGAAUUCACCUUGCUGGGACUGGACGAGUACCUCAAUAAACUGAAGCCAUCGGAAAGUGAGAGGCUGCAGGUUCAGAUCCAGGCGUACCUGGAUAACGUGUUUGACGUUGGUGCACUGCUGGAGGAUGCAGAGACCAAGAAUGCAGUGCUGGAACACGUUGAGGAACUGCAAGGACAAGUAAAUCAGCUGACGGAAAAGCUGCAGGAAGCCGAGAAUGAUUCCAUGAUGAAGAUUGCGGAGUUGGAGAAACAGCUGAUACAGGCCCACAAGGAGGUGGAAGUUCUCAAGGAUACAUACAGUGAUUCCACGGCAAAGUUGCAGUCUCUGCAGGCACAGGUGACAGACAGUAACAAAUUGGUCCAGCAGCACUCCUCCUUGGAGCAGAAACUCUUACAGAUGGAACAGCAGGGUCUGCUCAAGAUCCAUCGUGGAGACAACGGAGACCUCAACAUAGAUAUCAUUCCAGUUGUGGUGAAGGAAACAGUCGUAAUCACAGAACCUGCAGCCAAGCCUGAACCCAAGCAAGAUUUUCGUCCGGUGCCAGCUGUUCAGGGUGACGUUACUGAGACCGACAAUUCAGGAGCAGAUCAUCCCCCUCCUCCCCCUCCUCCUCCCAUUCCUUCAUCAGCGGAGACCAUCGUCGCUCCACCUCCUCCUCCUCCUCUACCCAAUGUGGCUGCCAGUGAGACUGCAGGUAUACCACCACCCCCGCCCCCACCGCCGCCUCUCCCAGGAGCUGGAGUCCCACCCCCACCCCCACCCCCACCACCACCUGGGGCUCUCCCGUCAGGAGUGCCCCCACCCCCUCCCGCUCCAGGAGCAUCAGGAUCCUUCUUCAAUGCAGCAACGAAGGUCACCACAGCUUUGAAGGUAAAGCAGCCAAUUAAAACUAAGUUCCGAAUGCCUCUCCUGAACUGGGUGACACUGAAACCCACGGAAAUUGAUGGAACAGUCUUCCAUGAGUUGGAUGAUGAGAAGCUGCUGCAGGAGCUGAACAUGACAGAGUUUGAGGAGAAGUUUAAGACCAAGGCACAGGGUUCAUCGGUGAAUAUCAACACAAUGAAAAUAAAGGUUUCCCAGAAAGCAAGCAGCAAAGUCAGUUUGAUUGAGUCGAACCGAGCGAAGAACCUGGCCAUCACACUGCGCAAAGGAGGCCUAAGCUCUGAUGAGAUCUGCAAGGCCAUUGAGGACUUCGACAUGCAGUCACUCAACUUGGAUUUCAUGGAGCUCCUGACCCGUUUCGUGCCAACCGAUUACGAGCGUAAAUUGCUGCAGCGGUACGAGGCAGACAAGAAGCCGCUGGAGGACCUGGCCGAGGAAGACCGCUUCAUGAUCAAGUUCAGCAAGAUCCCAAAACUCACCGAUCGGAUGAAAAUUAUGACCUUUAUGGGAAACUUCAACGACAAUCUGCAGCUGCUGUUGCCGCAACUAAAUGCAAUUAUUGCUGCAUCGAUGUCCAUCAAGUCAUCGGUGAAACUGAAGAAAAUCCUGGAGAUAAUUUUAGCAUUUGGAAACUACAUGAAUAGCAGUAAGAAAGGAGCUGUUUAUGGCUUUCGACUGCAGAGCCUUGACUUGCUUCUUGAAACCAAGUCAACGGAUCGAAAACAGACUCUAAUGAACUACAUUGUGGAUAUAAUUCAGAAAAAAUAUCCUGAACUCAAUACCUUUCACACCGAGUUGUUGUUUGUGGAGAAAGCUGGUGCAGUGUCACUUGACAAUGUUAUUCAGGAUGUGCGGUCAUUACAGCAGGGGAUGGAACUCACCCGGAAGACGUUCAUGGUUCAGGAUACCAGCUUAAUCCUGAAGGAGUUCAUGAGCACCAACUCUGAGAAAGUGGACAACUUAAUGAAGGACAGCAAAACUGCACAGGAGGCUUACCAGUCUGUUGUUGACUAUUUUGGGGAAGAUGUGAAAAAAGUGCCUCCAAAUAUGUUCUUCCCAUUCUUUUUGCGGUUCAUCAAGGCCUAUAAGCAAGCCGAGCAUGAAAACGAGGUCCGAAAGAAGCAGGAGGAAAUGGUAACCCAGGACGCCGGGGAGACAGGAUCACCCUCAAGCAAAGGACAACCAGAUGAGAAGCCUCUUCCUGUGAAGAAUAAAGCCCCUCACAUGGACCUGAUGGCCGAGCUGAAGAAGAAGCAGCAAGGGAAAGAGAGGAUGGUUUAUGAGGGCAAGGAUGGAGCAAUUGAAGAUAUUAUCACAGAUCUACGCAACCAGCCGUAUAGACGUGCAGACGCCAUGAGGAGGAGUGUUCGGAAGAGAAUGGACGAACAGAAUCUUCGCGUAUCUGGAGAAGUCUCAUUAUAACCAGUUGUUUGAGCUGUCGGGGGGGGAGGGGGUUCAAGUAAUCAAUUCAGAGAACCAAUAGACACCAGGGGUAAACUUGCAGCACUUAGCUAUGUACUGUACAGUAAUUCCAACUUCAUAAGGCUUCACAUUUGUAACUACAAUAAGAUUCAAUUGCUGAAAUUAGAUAUGUAACCAAUAGUGAUAUCUGUGGUGUAGAGAUAAUGCAAAACUGAUUAAAGGUUUGAGGAAUCUUGUAAGAAUGGGAAACUGGUGGAGAAGAGGAGACUCUAAUUUGUCUUCCUCUGUGAGAAGCCUCAUUACAACCCCACCUUGGCAACUUCACCGACUGGCCCACUGGUAACAACUAAAGACUGGAACUGUCAAUUGGUUAGCUGGUGUUAUUUACAUAAUUACACUGCUUUAGCCACCAUGCUUUGCAUAUUCUGCAUUUAAAAAUUGUAUGCCAGAAAAUAAAUAAUACUUGGAAUAUUUCAGGUGUAUUUUCCCAGAUAUAGGCAAUCAAAGGGAGACUCAAUUCAGGAUAGGGGGUCAGCUGGAGUCUGUGACAUAACAAUUUAGAUAUUUUUAUCCCAGUUGAAUGGAAAACCCUAAUUUAUCAACAGUGCUGUAGAUGUUUGAGGGAUGAUUUUUAUCCUCAGUCAUUCAGUGAUGUUGGACUGUUUGGCUCAGCUAAUAAUGGAUUAUCAUAAAACAAUCUUUUUAUAUUAAUAUCAUCUCUUUUCAAAAUAUUCUAAUGCUUUAAAUAAUUCAAUUUUAUAAUGCAGUCUUUGAAGUCCACCAUGAGAGAGUUGACCAAGUGAACAACUAGAGGCUUGGAAUGCCUGUUGUGUGUUGGAGCUGACUAUCACACCACAAUGAAGUUCAGCAUCCACAGAAAAGUAAAAUCUAUGACUUGAAUGGCAGUUCAGCAUAUUACAAUGAUGUAUCAAGAUCUGUGAGCCUUAAGCCUAUGGAGUAAGGCUUUUUCAUUGGAUAUUUUAAAUAAACCUUAAAUAAAAUGCUUUUUCAAGAAAGGGACAAUAAGGCUCAAAAGGUUAGAUACAACUUUACUAUUUGCCCUUGUUGGGCCGUCAACAACCAGCAAUCACAGCCUGAAGUUAUGGGGUUAGCCAUUCUGAACUGAGAGGAGGAGGAAUUUCUUUAUCCUUCGAGAACUGUGGAGGCUCAAUCACCCAGUAUAUUUAAGAUAAAGAUUGGUGGAUUUUUUUAAUAUAUUAAGAUGUAUAAAAGAGGCAGUUAGAGAAAGAGACGAGCUAUAAGGUGAUAAGAAGAGACACAAAGGCUACAUAUGUGAAUACGAAAGGGAGGUGAUCAUUGGAACCAGAUAAGGGAAGGGUGAUGGGCAAUUUAAACCAGGAGGUACUGUACAGCGUGUGGGCAAAAGGCAGAUGGAAUCAGUGGGGGAGAGGAACACAAGAAUGUUGGCAUAGACACAGUAGACCGAAUGGCUAACUCCUGUUUUAUUUCUUAUUCUCCUAUGCAGCCUUUAUGAUUGGCAUCAGUACCAGAGUUCAGUACCGAGUCAGUCCAUUCCAUUUCCUCAAUUACCUCAUCCGUCAGAACACCAGAUGGAAUAUUGUCACCAAAAUAGAAAAUGCUGGAAACACUCAGCAGGUCAGACAGUGUCUGAGAAAACUUAAACAGGUUCAAUUUUUCACGUUAAGUCUCCCUUCAUCUUCUGAAACAUUAACUUUGAUCCACUCUCAACAGAUGCUGCCUGCUGAGUGUUCCCAGCAUUUUCUGGUUUUUGUUUCAGAUUCUCAGCAUCUGCAGUGUUUCUGAUUUUCAGUUUUAAUAUCCUUGGCUCAAUGUAGAGAAAAUUUAACUCAUUGUACUACUGAUAGAAACUUAUGAUACAGUUAAACAAAGGGCUUUUACACACACAAUUAGUUCCAAGACUUGCAAUAUUUUAGAGCCUGCAUUGGUGGCUCAGGUUCUGUCCUGACUUCAUGCUAUCUAGAUGGUGUUUUUAGGUUCUCGUAGAUGAGCUUAACGUGGGCACAUAGGAUUACCGUAGAAGUGCUUCAGGUCUUAUUCUAACCUACUGUAUAUUGAAAGGAAGGCCUAGAUAAAGUGGACAUGGAGAGGAUGUCUCCAAUAGUGGGAGAGUAUAGUGCCAGAGGGAACAGCCUCAGAAUACAUGGAUGUCCAUUUAGAAAAGAGAUGAGGAAUUUCUUUAGCCAAAAGGUGGCGAAUCUGUGGAAUUAAUUCAUGUUUAAAGUGGUGGUUGAUAGGCUCUUGAUAGGUUAGGGUGUCGAAGGUUACAUGAAGAAGGCAGAAGAAUGGGGUUGUGAGGGAAAAUAAACCAGUCAUGAUGGAAUGGUGGAGAAGGCUUGAUGGGCCGAAUGUCCUAAUUCUGGUCCAAUGUCUUAUGGUCAGCAUGGAUACAAUGAGCAGAACGGGCCUGUUCCUCUUUGAUUUUUCCACAUCUCUUCAGGGUACAAAUGUUUUCCUCAACUGUUCCAUUGGUCUCUUGUAAGAGUUAUUCCAUAUGUAAAGAAUUCCUUUUGAACUUCAGAGUAUGCAUCCUUAGUCAAUGCUGUCAGUCAUGGUGGAUCUUCUAAGGUGCUCAUUCAGAUAGGGAAAACAAUUGCUUUAUGGCAGUGAUAAAGCUAAAUGCAUUGAUAGUCACGCGGUCCCUGAUUAAAUUUGUUUUUAUAUAUCAA
Molecule: messenger RNA, 6837 nt
Organism: Hypanus sabinus (Atlantic stingray)
Lineage: Eukaryota; Metazoa; Chordata; Chondrichthyes; Myliobatiformes; Dasyatidae
Gene: fmnl1a
Product: formin-like 1a
Exons: 27
Coding region: 791-4168 (1125 amino acids)
Biological process (GO): cell migration; regulation of cell shape; cortical actin cytoskeleton organization
Cellular component (GO): cytosol
Molecular function (GO): small GTPase binding; actin filament binding
Source: RefSeq, a predicted model, not a curated record